Molecule: messenger RNA, 1677 nt
Organism: Symbiodinium sp. CCMP2592
Lineage: Eukaryota; Dinophyceae; Suessiales; Symbiodiniaceae
Source: the annotation of a GenBank genome assembly
AUGGAAGUGGCUGUGGCUUUUCGUGCAGAUGUGGAGCAAGAGGCACUGGAGGAGUUGUGGAUGGAAGUGGCUGUCGCACUUCGUGCAGAGCUGGACAUCGAAAGUGAGGACAUUGAGCGGGAGCCUUCGAUCGCGGCCAUGGUACCAUCCAUCGACUGCCUCCAUUCCCUGGCGAAGCCUUCAAGAGCUGGACCCGGCUCACCUGCUGCCAGCGUUUCUGUGGCCUCGAACAUGACCAAGGAGAACCGGCUUGAUGCCAACAGGUUUUCCACCGUGGAUGCAGACAUUAUUCGGGGUAUCCCUCUCCGUCGAUCUUUGAAGGGACUGGGCCACAUAUGGCGCUACCAGCCGGCCACGUGGAACCCGGAGCAGCGUGCCAAACUCUACAAUCUUUCGCAGAAGGUGCAGCACUUCAACGUGUUUGUCUCGCACACCUGGCACACACCUGGUUGGCACAAGACUUUGGCUCUCUCAUUCCAAUGUGGCUGGCGGAGUACACUUGCCCUAUGGUGUGUGGCCGAGAUUGCGUCCAUGCUUCUGUGCCUUGCCGACGUGCUGCCAAUGCCGCUGGUAUUCCAGGCAAACGUCACAGGUUUUACAGACGAUUGUCCCAUGGGACUCUGGGUUUGGUCCUCCGGAGCUCUCGCCCUUUGCUUGGGUCUGCUGCUUACACCCUAUGUGCCGGAAAUGUGCAGCCCGUCCGAAGUGGGGUUCAUCGAUGUGGCCAGCAUCCACCAGCAGGACCGUGCACUCAUGGAGCGGGGUGUGUACGGCAUUGGCGGAUUUUUGCGUGUUUCCUCGGAGCUCCGUAUUCUUUGGAGUGCACCCUACCUGUCUCGUCUCUGGUGCAUUUUUGAACUAGCAGCAUACAGGAAGGUCAACCCCGAUGGCACCAUACGCUUCCGGCCGCUCUUUGUCGAGAGGACUGCCUUGGUGCUUCUGAUCUCCUGCCUGAGCUUCGGCUUCUUCGUGCUGGGGAGGUCGGGCAAUGGAUCUCAAGUCCUGUUGUACACUGCCUAUGCCUGGACGUUCCUUACUAACUGGAUUGCCGUCGCGGUGUUGCGGAGUAACUACCGGGAGAAGCAUCAGCUGCUGCGGGAGCUGCGGCAAUUCGAUUUGAACAAGGUCUCAUGCAGGCAAGAGUUUGAUCGACAGUUCAUUCACGCGGCGAUAUCGAAGUGGUACGGGAGCAAGGAAGCCUUCACGGAGUUCGUGCGUCAGGACCUGCGACGGGAUUUGGAACCCUGCCUGGCCACGCGCUUUCCCAUGAGAUACCUCCUCCUCCUUUGCGCAGCUUUUUCCUCCACCAGCCUGGAGUAUGUCCUAGCUCUAUGGAAGGGUGGGGCCCCGACCGAGAGCAUCCUGUCCUUGGCUGUCGCGGUCCUUUUGGGGGUGAACGUUUUUGUUCUUGCAGGCAUCUGUAUAGCCAUGAACUACCUGUCUGAUCGUUUUGCUGCACGGCGCUUUGGACGUUUCGAUCACGUGCAAACGCUUCUGAUCGUCAUGCUGCUGGCCGCAGCGUUCGGGGCUGGAAACUUUCUUGGGUACAUCGCCUACGUCUCCAGCCUGGCGCAUUGCAUCCUCUUCGCAAUAGGUUGCGGUAUAGCGGCCGGCUGCCUGCACUGGAUUGAGAAGACGGUGCCGAUGCCGGACGGUGACACGAGCGAGCCGUCAUGA